Messenger RNA from Fomitopsis serialis, 340 nucleotides. RefSeq lists its product as uncharacterized. The coding region runs from base 1 to 303 and encodes 100 amino acids. The transcript is spliced from 5 exons. The record is from RefSeq and is a predicted model, not a curated record. NCBI's taxonomy places the organism in Eukaryota, Fungi, Basidiomycota, Agaricomycetes, Polyporales, Fomitopsidaceae.
AUGCUGACGACAAUGGACCGGAUGAUUAUACUGCAGGAGAAGCGCUUUCUCGGUACUGUUGCGUCGCGCGGCAUGGAGCUAUUGGCGUCUGGCAAUACUGGGAUGGGUUCAGCACUACGAGAGCGGUACGAUCGGUUGGACGAGCUCGUCAGGCGGAAGAUGCCACACUCGCAUGACGAGGAUUUUGAGCACUGGCAUACUUCGAAGAAUCACAGCUGGAGGGAGGACAGUAUGCAGCAACAGAAGAACCGCCGAGAGGAUGCGCACCCCCGGGCCAAGGGUCUUCGACGCAACACGUAUUGACAUCCUUGCGUCCCUGCAUCCUUGCUCGCAUUGUCGC